Messenger RNA from Linum tenue, 5706 nucleotides. The record is from the annotation of a GenBank genome assembly. Lineage: Eukaryota; Viridiplantae; Streptophyta; Magnoliopsida; Malpighiales; Linaceae.
CCCCUCGCCGCUUGUUCGUCUAUUUUAGUUAAAAUCUAGAGCUGCUCCCCUUCCCUUUCUGUCGUCGGGCAGUUCCUGCUCAGAAAACCGAUCUCCUCUUCCUUUCCUUUCCGGCGGAAAACCGCCAUUAUUAGGGUUCCGGAAGGUGUUUCCGCUUGACACUCUGUUGAACUGAAGCGCGAGUAAAUUGAAUUUUAAAGAGACAUAAGGAGAAGAAGCGGCGGGAACUGAACAAAUUUCUAGGGGUUUUUUUCCCUCAACUUGUUUGAAAAUAUGAAUCCGAUGGACGAAGAUCAAGAGUACGAUCCCCAGAUGAACGAGGAAGACGAAGGCGACGAGGAGAUUACUCAGGAAGACGCGUGGGCCGUCAUCUCCGCCUACUUCGAGGAGAAAGGUCUGGUGCGGCAGCAGCUUGACUCGUUCGACGAGUUCAUCCAGAACACGAUGCAAGAGAUUGUGGACGAGUCGGCUGAUAUCGAAAUUCGGCCGGAGAGCCAGCAUAACCCCGGCCAUCAGUCGGAUUUCGCUGAGACCAUUUAUAAGAUCAGCUUCGAGCAGAUAUAUUUGAGUAAGCCUAUGAUGACCGAAUCUGACGGAGAAACAGCAACACUAUUCCCUAAAGCUGCCAGGUUGAGGAACCUAACGUAUUCAGCUCCUUUGUACGUGGAUGUUUCAAAGAGGGUGAUAAAGAAGGGUCAUGAUGGUGAAGAAGUAACUGAAUCUCAGGAUUUCACCAAAGUUUUCAUUGGGAAGGUUCCUAUAAUGCUUCGGUCAAGUUUUUGUACGUUGCACCACAAUUCUGAGACAGAUCUAACGGAGCUAGGAGAGUGUCCGUUUGAUCAGGGUGGGUAUUUCAUAAUUAAUGGCAGUGAGAAAGUGCUGAUUGCCCAGGAGAAGAUGAGCACAAACCAUGUUUAUGUUUUCAAGAAAAGGCAGCCAAACAAGUAUGCAUAUGUGGCCGAAGUUCGGUCCAUGGCAGAGUCUCAAAACCGGCCUCCGAGUACCAUGUUCGUUCGGAUGCUUUCUCGGACUAGUGCUAAAGGGGGUUCAUCAGGACAGUACAUUAAGGCUACACUACCAUACAUCAGAACCGAGAUUCCAAUCAUAAUUGUGUUUCGAGCUCUGGGGUUUGUUGCUGACAAGGACAUAUUAGAGCACAUAUGUUAUGAUUUCGCUGAUACACAAAUGAUGGAGUUGCUUCGUCCCUCAUUGGAAGAAGCAUUUGUUAUUCAAAAUCAACAGGUUGCUCUUGACUAUAUCGGAAAACGUGGGGCAACUGUUGGUGUUACAAGGGAGAAGAGGAUCAAGUAUGCUAGAGAUAUUCUACAAAAGGAAAUGCUUCCUCAUGUUGGAACCGCGGAAUAUUGUGAGACCAAAAAAGCUUACUAUUUUGGGUAUAUCAUCCACCGUCUUCUACUAUGUGCUCUUGGGCGGAGACCUGAAGAUGAUAGAGAUCAUUAUGGUAACAAGAGGCUUGACCUUGCUGGUCCUUUACUUGGAGGCCUCUUCAGAAUGCUGUUCAGAAAGCUGACUAGGGAUGUGAGGUCUUAUGUCCAGAAGUGUGUUGAUAAUGGGAAAGAUGUUAAUCUUCAAUUUGCCAUCAAAGCAAAAACCAUCACCAGUGGUCUUAAAUACUCACUCGCCACAGGAAACUGGGGACAAGCAAAUGCAGCUGGCACCAGAGCUGGAGUAUCACAAGUGUUAAAUCGAUUGACCUUUGCCUCUACUCUAUCUCAUCUGCGGAGGUUGAACUCCCCGAUAGGGCGUGAAGGAAAAUUGGCCAAACCAAGGCAGCUCCAUAACUCUCAAUGGGGAAUGAUGUGUCCAGCUGAGACACCUGAAGGACAGGCUUGUGGGCUAGUGAAAAAUCUUGCUUUGAUGGUGUAUAUAACCGUUGGGUCUGCACCACACCCUAUAUUGGAGUUUCUGGAAGAGUGGGGCACUGAGAACUUUGAGGAAAUAUCACCUGCUGUUAUUCCCCAAGCCACCAAGAUUUUUGUUAAUGGUUGCUGGGUGGGUAUCCAUCGAGAUCCUGAUAUGUUGGUGAAGACAUUGCGACGACUGAGGAGGCGGGUUGAUGUCAACACUGAAGUUGGUGUUGUCAGGGAUAUCCGGUUGAAGGAGUUGCGCAUCUAUACAGAUUAUGGCCGUUGCAGUCGUCCUUUAUUCAUCGUGGAUAAACAAAGGCUUCUGAUAAGAAAGAGGGAUAUCAUUGCACUGCAGCAGAGGGAAUCUCCUGAAGAGGCUGGCUGGAUUGAUCUGGUCGCAAAAGGAUUUAUCGAAUACAUUGAUACAGAGGAAGAAGAAACAACUAUGAUCUCUAUGACUAUUCAUGACCUUGUACAAGCAAGAAACAACCCUGAAGAAGCUUAUUCUGAGACGUACACACACUGUGAGAUCCAUCCAUCAUUGAUCCUAGGUGUUUGUGCCUCGAUUAUUCCAUUUCCUGACCAUAACCAGUCUCCACGUAACACCUAUCAAUCUGCUAUGGGAAAGCAAGCCAUGGGAAUUUAUGUCACCAAUUACCAAUUCCGCAUGGACACAUUGGCAUAUGUUCUAUACUAUCCGCAAAAGCCACUUGUUACUACAAGAGCCAUGGAGCAUCUGCACUUUAGGCAGCUUCCAGCUGGCAUUAAUGCAAUUGUGGCAAUUUCUUGCUAUUCUGGAUACAACCAGGAAGACUCUGUCAUCAUGAAUCAAUCAUCAAUUGAUCGUGGGUUCUUCAGGUCACUUUUCUUCCGCUCAUACAGGCAAGUGCUCGUGGACGAGGAGAAAAAAAUGGGAACACUGGUGAAAGAAGAUUUUGGACUUCCAGACAGGGCUAAUACCAUGGGCAUGCGGCAUGGCUCAUAUGACAAAUUGGAUGACGAUGGCCUUGCACCUCCUGGUACAAGGGUUGCUGGUGAAGACGUUAUUAUUGGGAAGACCACUCCCAUUUCACCGGAAGAUGCCCAAGGUUCAAAUGCGCGUUACACAAAGCGUGAUCACAGCAUAAGCUUACGUCACAGUGAAACCGGGAUGGUUGAUCAAGUUUUGCUGACAACAAAUGCUGAUGGUUUGAGAUUUGUGAAAGUGAGGGUGAGAUCUGUCCGGAUACCCCAAAUAGGGGACAAGUUUAGUAGUCGGCAUGGUCAGAAGGGAACGGUAGGGAUGACUUACACACAAGAGGACAUGCCGUGGACGAUUGAAGGCAUAACGCCCGAUAUUAUUGUGAAUCCACAUGCUAUUCCCUCGCGUAUGACGAUUGGCCAGCUUAUUGAGUGCAUCAUGGGGAAGGUUGCUGCUCACAUGGGCAAGGAAGGAGAUGCUACGCCAUUUACAGAUGUCACUGUCGACAAUAUCAGCAAGGCUUUACACAAAUGCGGUUACCAAAUGCGUGGUUUCGAAACAAUGUACAAUGGCCAUACUGGUCGACGGCUUACAGCUAUGAUUUUCCUGGGCCCUACUUACUAUCAAAGGUUGAAGCAUAUGGUGGACGAUAAAAUCCAUUCUCGGGGAAGAGGUCCAGUCCAGAUCCUCACAAGGCAGCCUGCUGAAGGACGGUCACGUGAUGGCGGUCUUCGAUUCGGUGAAAUGGAACGCGAUUGCAUGAUUGCCCAUGGAGCUGCACACUUUCUGAAGGAGAGAUUGUUCGACCAAAGUGAUGCAUAUAGGGUCCAUGUCUGCGAGCGUUGCGGACUGAUCGCCAUUGCGAAUUUGAAGAAGAAUUCAUUCGAGUGUAGAGGCUGCAAGAACAAAACCGAGAUUGUUCAGGUUCACAUUCCAUACGCUUGUAAGCUCCUGUUCCAAGAGCUCAUGUCCAUGGCCAUAGCACCGAGGAUGCUAACCAAGGACAUUCCUACUGCUUCCAAAAGCCAAAAGAAGAAAGGAGCAUAAGAGGCCAACAGCAGCUUCAAUUGAUUUUCUUCUAUAUCCUUGCCCCAUUACAUAGCCUUAAUUGUGGGUAACUGAAGCUCUUAGAACCAACUUUCUUUGGAGUUAGUUUUGGCUAAUACUUGCCUUUCUUACUUCCUCCUGGAGAGCUUUCGACCGAGAUUAUCAGAUCAAUAGGCGAUUGGAAAGAGAAGGCUGGGACUUUUCUCCGAGGCUGAACGGUCAAAACGUCCUGCGCUGGUGGCGACUUACUGCUGUUCAUAGGCAGUUCUUGUAUUCAUGUAUUGUUUGUAUUUUUCUCUAUUAUCACGUAUGUCUAGCUAUCCAAUGAACCAUUACUGAAAUAGAUCGACUGUCUGAAGAAACACUCAAUUGCAGUGACGAAUUCGUUGUAAUCGUCGAUGAAACUUGAUUCCACAUGAUGAAAUGAAAAACCCUAAGAACUAUGAUCGGAUUAACAUCGAUGAUUCUACGAUUUAACACGAGAGGCGGUCUCCAUCCUAAAGCCUAUUCAAGAACACCACUCAAGGUGAUCAUUUUCCCUAACAAACAACCUGCAAAAGAUAUCCACCAUAGCUAACUAAUUGCUAAAGAAAUAUAACAAACUGGACAAAAGAACCGAACCCAUCGCAUCAGUGGUUCAAUGUGCAUGGGUUUCACGUCCCGAUUCGGCCGGCCGGUUUGGUCGGGUUCGGGCCGAUCUUCGGGUCACAAUUCCCACCUACUUCAACUCAACUACGGCCUACUUCUUCUCCUAGUAAGGCGGUGGAGGCGGCGAUCUGGACGAAGACUGUCUCCCGUUCGGCGGCCACAUCAUCUCGCUUCGCGGUGGGGAUCGCGAGGGCGGCGGCCCUGCUCUGCUGUUCGGCGGCGGCGGCGGCCACAUCAUCUCGCUCCCCACGUGUCGCCCCCUGCUGGCCGGCGGCGUGACGUCACCCCACAUAAUCUCGUUCCCUCCACCGGCAGCAGCAGCAGCUGGUGGUCUGAUAUUGGCCGGCCAAAUCGCCUCGCUGUACGCCGGCUGCUGCAUCCCGCCAUCCCCAGCCGAAUCUCCGCCUCCGCCGGCGCCCGAAAUCGCAGGCGAAGAAGCAACCGCUUCUCCACCACCGCCGCCGCCGCCGCCGCCGGAUCCGGAGCUCCUCACUUCCUGAUCAUCCAGCCUGUGAAAACUUGGACUGCUAAACGUCGCCCCGAUGAUGAACACCGUCCCAGCAGCCACCAAACCCCCAGCCACAAUGCCGCCGACGAUCUGCCCCUGCGGACCCGCGAGCGAAAUCGAGAACGCGUUCGGAUUCGGCACCGCCGCCGCCGCGCUCUGUUGUGGGAAGAAAGUUGCCGAGACUGAAAGAAUAUCGAACCUCCCGUGGAAGGUCACAGUGGCGCCGGGGGUUGUGGACGGCUGACGGAGCGUGACGUUGCCGACGGUUCCCGACCCCGUGAGCACACACAGCCCGAUGCCCUUACGGCGGCAGAAUCGGGAGACCGACUCGACGACGUCGCAUCCCGCAGGGAUCUCGAGGAUGUACGGGCUCAUGGGCGGCGGGUCGGAUUCGGAAGGCUCGCGGGUGAUUAUGAUUGGCGGCUUGGGCUUGUUCUUGGACCCCGGGGGCCGGCCCCUGGGCCGGCGCACGACCUCGAUCGUCGCGCCGUCGCCGCCGCCGCCGGCCGAGUUGGGUUUGGAAGAGGAGGAGUCGGGGAGCGGCGCGGGUCAUCGGAAGAAUCGUCGAGGUGGAAGUGGUGAGUGGGGAAAGGGAGUUGGUGAUGGUGAAGCUUGGAGAACAUGUUGUUGGUUUCAUGCUUUGAGGAAGGCGGUGGAGGAGGAUGGUGAUGUGG